Molecule: messenger RNA, 668 nt
Organism: Caenorhabditis sp. 36 PRJEB53466
Lineage: Eukaryota; Metazoa; Nematoda; Chromadorea; Rhabditida; Rhabditidae
Source: the annotation of a GenBank genome assembly
AUGACGUGGAGACUCCGCCCACCCGGAAGGGGCGGAGUCUCUCCAAGUACAUCUCGAGCUCAGAUCAUUCUCAUUCUUGUGUUUUGUGCUCGUCCCGAACGGUGACCAGACUUUCUGCUCUUUCCAAUUCCCAAACUUCCGUUUUACCUCUUUUUUCUCCUCAAUUCUGGUAGUUCCUUUCCAUAACUCUCUUCAUUUUGCAGACAAACAAUGCCAAUCAUCGCUAACCUACUCAAGAAGUUCAAGAGCACCAAGAUGAGCUCCAAGAGCCCCAAGAGCCCGGCCACGAAAGCAGUGCCGGCCACGAACAUCUGGACCCACCGUCUGCCCUGGGAACCUCGUGCACCCCAUCAGAUGCCAAAUUCGACGACAAGGUGCACAAGUACGAGGCCCGUCAGAAGAAGGCCGAAGAAGAGAGAAGAGAGCGGCGGGCUCUCCGCCGGCAGAACCAGUCGCUCGGAUUGCACAACAACCUGCUGGCCCUGGAGAAUCGGCAGCUGAACUGCGAGAAGCAGACUUUGAAGGCCGAGAAGAGGGAGGUGACGGAGAAGAAGAACGAGAUGGCGAGGAGACUUCGGAAGCAGAAGAGGAUCAGCGAGUACUACAGAAGAAGACUGAUCGAGAUUCAGCAGAAGGAGGCGGCCGAGCAGAACGACCACUCCAAAUGA